Messenger RNA from Homalodisca vitripennis (glassy-winged sharpshooter), 683 nucleotides. It is a transcript of the gene Rga, whose product is annotated as regulator of gene activity. The record is from RefSeq and is a predicted model, not a curated record. The transcript is spliced from 3 exons. NCBI's taxonomy places the organism in Eukaryota, Metazoa, Arthropoda, Insecta, Hemiptera, Cicadellidae. The coding region runs from base 171 to 668 and encodes 165 amino acids.
UAAAUUAUCCGUUUUCUUAGUUUCUGUAAAAAUUAGUAUUGUUUAGUUCUAGAUCUACGUAGUACUUGACGAGCAGUGCAAAAUAUGGAUGGUUUCUUGAUGUGGAUUUCUAGUUGUAGUUAACAGUUAUUGGAAACGUAGAACUUAAGAUCUUCAGAGCAUUGGUGGCUAUGGCCAACCUAAACUUUCAACAACCUCCGAGAAGUAUAGCAAAUCAAGGUCUCUCAAGAACUGGAUUUGGAUCUAGUUCUUUAUCCGGCCAUGUCACCCCAACAUCAGGCAUGUUUCCUGGAAGCAGUUCAUUUACACCACAACAACUUUCCCCAAACCGAAAUCUGCCUCCCAUGGCGAACAGGAGUUUGUUUGGCCAAAGAGCUUUCCCAGAGAGAAGACCUGUACCUUCACUCAGUUCUGUUAUGCAAGACUGGAGCUCAAAUCCAAUGGGAAGUAUGGGCAGCUUUGGAAUUCCUCAGAGUAGGUCAUUUGGAUCUCAAGGCAGUGCCGUAACCAACUUCCAUUCUGUGUUUGGUGGUGGCGGGGGGGAUGCGAGCACACCACCAUUACUAGACCUGUCACUCUCUGAGUUUCCAUCAUUAACCAACAGAGGGCAAGGAGAUGCAAUGCCUCAGCCUAGUACAAUGCCUGGAAAACAGCCUUAUGGUGGGUAGAUAGUUUGUAACAGA